Molecule: messenger RNA, 991 nt
Organism: Phlebotomus argentipes
Lineage: Eukaryota; Metazoa; Arthropoda; Insecta; Diptera; Psychodidae
Exons: 2
Coding region: 13-966 (317 amino acids)
Cellular component (GO): cytoplasm
Molecular function (GO): phosphatase activity
Source: RefSeq, a predicted model, not a curated record
GCUGAAGUGAAGAUGAGCAUCGGCGAGAAGAUGUCCCAAGUGAAGCCUCUGCUGAAGCUCAGCAGUGACGAGAGAAAGCAAUUUCUCGACUCAUUUGAUAUCAUGAUGGCAGAUUGUGACGGUGUUCUCUGGAAUCUCUUCAGCCCAAUUCCGGGCACUGGAGAGACUCUCAACACUCUGGAUGCGCUGGGAAAGAAGAUCAUCUACAUGUCCAACAAUAGCAUUCGCACAGAGAAAAACUAUGAAGAUAAAGUCACGAAAAUUGGCUUCAAAUUCGAGCGAGAAAACCUCGUGCAUCCCAUCGCGGCUAUCAUUCGCUACCUGAAGAAGAUCAACUUCCAGGGAUUGAUUUACAUGAUCGGCACAACGUACACGAAGACGUUGGUUCGCGAGGCGGGAUUCAGAGUCAUCGACGGUCCGAAUGUUUUUGUUGAGGAAAAUUUUACAAACCUCGUGAAAAACGUGAAAGACGGCGAGCCAGUUAAGUUUGUAAUCAUGGAUGUUGACUUCAACUUUGGAUAUCCCAAAUAUCUCAGAGCUGAACUGUAUCUCAGACAUCCUGAAUGUCAGUUAAUAGUGGCCGCCACCGAUCAUCGUCUUCCUGUUACGGACAAUUUCAAUCUGCCCGGACCAGGAUACUUCGUAGACGCCCUGGUGGCUUGUUUGCCUCCUGGUAAGAAGCCCAUCGUACUCGGGAAGCCCGGCAAGAAGCUGGGAGAGGUCCUGCGGGACCAAUUUGACAUUAAAGACCCGAAAAGAGUGCUUUUUGUCGGCGAUAUGAUCAAUCCAGACAUUAAGUUCGCCCGUAAUGUUGGUUAUCAGUCGCUUUUAGUCCUUUCCGGCGGAACUUCGCCGGAAGAAAUGCUGGCUAACACAGAUGAAAGCGCCAUUCCUGACUUCUGCGCCGACUCCCUGGCAGAUUUAUCAACGCUGAUAAAGAAUGCUGCUCCCCAAUCAACUUUAUAGACAAAUUGUUGAAUCUAUAGACAAU